UCAGCUGUCGUUUAGCUUCCACCACAAUGCAGACGACGAAGAGCUCCGAUUUGCCUCCUCAACCAACCCGGGAAGAAUCCGGACCCGGAGCAACAGACUCUGCAUCUGCAUUCAAGAGCGGGCAGAGAGUUCACUCCACCGGCGACACCAGGCGAAUCGGAACGGUCAAGUACGUGGGACCCGUGGAAGGCUAUUCGGGGACAUGGGUCGGAGUCGACUGGGACGACGACGGCCAAGGCAAGCACGACGGUUCGCACAAUGGCGUCCAGUAUUUCCAAGCCAGAGGGCUCAAGACAGCGUCUUUCGUCCGCCCGCAUAACUUGAGCUCGGGGAUCACGCUUUUGGAGGCCCUUCAAGUUCGCUAUCGUGGCACUUCCACUAAAGAAGAAGAAGAUGAGAUGUAUGUGCUUUCUUCAACGAAUAAACGGGUAUCAAUUGAGCUUCUUGGCAAAGAAAAAAUUCAAAACAAGCUGAGUAGAUUUGAAGAGUUGACGGGCGUGUCACUCUCUUUUCUGGGGGUUAGCUCUCCUGGACCUUCAGGCCAAAUCAGUAAUACUCUACCAAAUUUGAAGCAGCUGGAUUUGACUGGGAAUCUGCUUUCUGAUUGGAAAGAUGUUGGCAUCAUAUGUAAAGAGUUACCUGCACUUGAAGUUCUCAAUCUAUCCCACAGUUCAAUGUUACAUGAUACAGUUGAGAUACCCAAGCUACACAAUAUAAGGAUUCUAGUUUUGAACCAUAUCGGCAUAAACUGGAAGCAGGUUGAAAUGCUUAAAGAUUCAGUUCCAUGCAUAGAGGAGCUUCAUCUGAUAGGGAACAAUAUAAAAGAAAUUACGCUAUCAUCUUCCAUGAGAGUAGAAGGAUUUGAUUAUCUGCAUCUUCUUAACUUGGAAGAAAAUUGUUUAGCUGAUUGGAACGAAAUUAUGAAGCUCUCAAAAAUAAAAAGUUUGGAGCAGCUUCUGUUAAACAAAAAUAGUUUGAAUGAAAUAUGGUACCCCGAACAUAGUACAUCAGAUGGAGCUGGUAAUGAAUCAGUUGGGAGAAAUUUUAAGCCUUUUCAAAGUUUGCACUGCCUUCUGCUAGGAGGUAACAACAUCAAAGAUCUGGCUUCUGUUGAUUCAUUGAACUCUUUCCCAAGCUUGAUUGAUAUAAGACUUUCUGAGAACCCAGUAUCAGAUACUGGGAAAGACGGUGUCCCAAGAUUUGUUUUGAUUGCCCGUUUGGCAAAUGUUAAAAUUUUAAAUGGAAGCGAGGUUAGUCCACGUGAACGGAAGGAUUCUGAGAUUCGGUAUGUUCGCUUAGUUAUGACCAAGUACAAUGACAAUGUGGAAGAACUCAUGCGUCUCCAUCCCAGGUUUGCUGAGCUUAAAAGAUUUCAUGGAAUUGAGGAUGUAAAGGCACCAAUUGGAGUAUUCGGGCCCCAGAAAAUGUCUUCAGGACUUAUUUCCGUCACCCUGAAAUGUGUGGGAUCUUCAAUUGGUGAAAAGCAGCCCCUGACAAAAAAGCUGCCUUCUACAACAACGGUUGGCAAAUUGAAGAACCUCUGUGAGAGUUUCUUCAAAUUAAAAUCUGUAAAGCCAAAGCUGUUUCUUCAAGAAGAGGGCACCCCUUUACCCACAUUACUUGAUGACGACAUGGCAUCUUUGAUGGAAAUUGGGGUUGGGAACGACUCGACCAUUCUUGUUGAUGAGGUCAACUGAUACAGUCCUUGCAAUUUGGAAGGGGAUUCAGAAACUUAAAUAGCAGUUCAAGUGUUACAAAUAUGUGCACGUCAUGUUAUCCUGCGGUGUCUAUACGUUUGUUUCUAAUGCCUGGGUCAUGCUGCAAUUUACACAAUGACUAUGAUUUUCAAAGGGGACAUCGCUAUUGAUAUAACCAAGAGGGAAAAAAAGGCACAAGGUGUUUUCUGCUUUAUGCUGCAUUUUGUUACGUGAUACAGCCAGU
Messenger RNA from Coffea eugenioides, 1941 nucleotides. Its product is annotated as tubulin-folding cofactor E. Gene Ontology annotation, molecular function: alpha-tubulin binding. The coding region runs from base 27 to 1697 and encodes 556 amino acids. The transcript is spliced from 15 exons. Gene Ontology annotation, biological process: protein folding. Lineage: Eukaryota; Viridiplantae; Streptophyta; Magnoliopsida; Gentianales; Rubiaceae. The record is from RefSeq and is a predicted model, not a curated record.